Messenger RNA from Dracunculus medinensis (Guinea worm), 471 nucleotides. NCBI's taxonomy places the organism in Eukaryota, Metazoa, Nematoda, Chromadorea, Rhabditida, Dracunculidae. The record is from the annotation of a GenBank genome assembly.
AUGGUUUCCGUUCCAAACCUUUUAGGCAAAUUUGCCACAAAUAUUGUUCGUCGAGAAUUAAUUGAAAUCAUGCAGAAGUUGAAGGAAUUUCGACAGUACACUUGCUUCAGCAUAAGGUCAAACGAACCGGCCGAUUGCACUUUAAUGUUCAAAGAAAACAAUGAACGAACUACUAUUAGUGACAGUGGAUGUUUUUCGGAAAGAGAUCUGGAACGACAUCAAAUAUUCACGUAUUGUCCACUUCAAUGUCCAGGCGCUGAAUCUGCUUAUGUGAUCUUGAAGAAACCAUCGAACAAUAACAAAUGUGCAGCGUUUUUUUCAUAUAAUGUUGUAAGGCGAAAAAAUGAUUGGUUUUUUUGGCGGUCCGGAAAGUGUUUAUACGAAGAAAUUCAAUUUGAUAUUGGCUGUACCUUUCCAUUUAAGAAAUUAAAAAAAGGAAAAAACGAUUCAUUCGUUGGUCAUGACCAGUGA